Cherax quadricarinatus is the source of this 435-nucleotide messenger RNA. The record is from RefSeq and is a predicted model, not a curated record. Lineage: Eukaryota; Metazoa; Arthropoda; Malacostraca; Decapoda; Parastacidae.
AUGCCGCAGUUUAGAGAACCUUCCGAAUUAUGUUAUAGUCAGAAUACCUAUCUUCUUCACCAGGUCAUUCUUGUAGUAACUCUGGCUGCAGCCGCUGUGGCAGCACCAUCUGGUCCACCAUACGGGUUCUCACCAGCACCAGCAUACAGACCAGCACCAUCCUACGCUCCAGCACGGUACAGCUUCGACUAUGCUGUGAACGACCCUCCCUCCGGCAACGACUUCGGUCACCAGGAGUCUCGCGAUGGUGACCACACUCAGGGGUCGUACUACGUGCAGCUCCCCGACGGUCGUCUGCAGCAGGUGGCAUACACUGUCAGGGGUGACUCUGGCUACCUGGCUGAGGUCACCUACCAGGGAGAAGCCAGGUACCCGACCUACCAGCCAGCCUAUAGGCCUGCUCCAGCCUACACGCCCAUCCCAGUGUAUGGCUAA